AUGGCUAAGAGUUCGAGCACAGGGAGCGCGAAGAAGAAGAAAAGUAAAGGCAAGAUAAACAAAAAGCUGAGCUCUUUAAAUUCAGAUUCAAAGAAAAUCAAGGGGCCCAAAGAGAAUCCAUUUGAGAGCAUAUGGUCGCGGCGGAAAUUCAAUAUACUGGGAAAGAUGAUGAACGACGCCGCAUUGGGCUCUCGCGCUCUCUCGCCAUUCAGCUUCAGUGCAGAAUGCCUGUUGAACUUGAUUGUUGUCAAUGUUGUCACCAGCAUAUUUGUUAUGGGAUCCAAAUUAAAAGAAAGACAAUUUAAUCCCCAUGAAGCAGAAGGUGAUCCAGAUUCAAAAUCUGCUGAAGAACAAAAUGCUCAAAAAGCGAAGGAAAAGGAAGAAAGACAAUUCACCGAGCAAUUGGACAAGGAUUUUGCUUCUUUAGUUCAGUCUGAGGCCCUCUUGUCGCUGACACAACCAAACAAAAUGAGUGCUCUCAAUUCUCUUGUAAACAACAGAAACUCAAAUGAUGCAGCAACGAAAGAGGAGGCACCCAAAAUGCAUAAUAAAGUUUCCAUUCAGCAUGAAAAGCCUGAUCACUAUGACAAACUGGUGGGUGAAAUGGCACUUGAUAUGAGGGCUCAGCCAUCGGACAGGACAAAAGCACCUGAAGAGUUGGCACAAGAGGAGAAAGAGCAUCUAGAGAAGUUGGAGGAAGAUCGUAAGAAGAGGAUGGCUGCUGGUGAUGGUGAUGAUUCCAGCAAUGAUGAUGCUGAUGAUUCAAAAGACGAUGUUGGUGAAGCUACCAAACAGAUUAGUCAUAUGUCUGGGGAUGAUCUCGGCGACUCAUUUUCUGAUGCCAUUCCAAAGACUAAAGCUGUCUGGAUUGAUGACUUACUCACAAAAAAAAGUGUUACUGAUUCUGAUGCAGAAGAUGCUCCAACUUCUGGAGAAGAAGAAGAUGGUAACGAGGAAGAUGAUGAUGGGGAUGAGGAUGAGGAGGAAGAAGGAUCUGAAGAGAGCAGUGAUGAAGAUGAAAAGGCUCAGACUCUCAAGGACUGGGAACAGAGUGAUGAGGAGCAAAUUGAUUCGGAAGACGAAGAAGACGACGCCGACAACGACAGUGAUGAUACUACGGUGAAAACCAAGGGCAAUCAAUAUAAUGAUUCAGGUGCUUUCAGAGUAAAACCAAUUGUUAAAGAGGAUGUGCAUAAGAAAGGGGAGCUUCCAUAUACAAUUGAAGCUCCAAAAUCUUUUGAAGAAUUUAGCGCCCUAUUGGAAAAUUAUUCUGAUGAUCAAGUUGUGGAAGCUAUCAGGCGGAUUCGAACAUAUAACGCGAUUGCUGUUGCUGCAGAAAAUCGGAAAAAGAUGCAAGUGUUCUAUGGGGUAUUGUUGCAAUAUUUUGCUGUUUUAGCAAGCACAAAGCCACUAAAUUUCAAGUUACUUAAUAUGCUUGUCAAGCCACUAAUGGAAAUGAGUACAGAGACCCCAUACUUUUCAGCCAUUUGUGCUCGUCAGAGGUUGCUUCGUACCCGUACCCUAUUCUGCCAAGAUAUUAGCAAAACAGGAAAAAGUUGUUGGCCAUCUCUCAAGACACUUUUCCUCAUGAGGCUUUGGUCUAUGAUUUUCCCAUGCUCUGAUUUCCGCCAUGCUGUUAUGACUCCUGCUAUCCUGUUGAUGUCUGAAUACCUUAUGCGGUGUCCGAUAACUUCUGGCCCAGAUAUUGCUAUUGGCUCCUUCUUGUGCUCUAUGUUGCUAUCUGUCAGUCGACAAUCCCAAAAGUUCUGCCCCGAGGCUAUUACAUAUUUGCAGACUAUAUUAAUGGCAGCUCUAACUAACAGACAAAGAUAUGAAGCUUCUCAGUUGUGCCAUCUUAUGGAAUUAAAAGCACUAAGGCCAUUACUCCAUAUGCAAGGACGUGUUGAAGAUAUUCAUUCUUUGGACUUCCUAACAUUAAUGGACAUGCCAGAUAAUUCUCCUUAUUUCACCUCCGACAACUUCAGGGUGAGCAUACAUAGCGAUGGGUUCAAGUCAUUCCCGGAGAUAUUUUUGCCAAUCGCAGAAAUAUUAGACGGACUGGCAGAAGAAGAUCUGAUACCCGAUGCAUUGAAGGUUGAGAUCAAAGAUGUGGCACAGCUUAUCAAGACCAAAUCUGAGGAGUUUCAGUCGCUGCGACUGCCACUGAGAAUCCGAAAGCAGAAGGUUAUCAAAACAGCAAUUCCAAAGUUUGAGGACAAGUUAUUUUCCCAUUUUAAGUAGAUUAUGUUUUGCAAGUGGUAGAGACAAAAUUGAUGAUGGGAUUGUGGAAAUGUGGAAGCUUUGUGAAGGGAAGAGAUUAUGCUCCAGAUCGGGAGCGAGUGGAGAUAAAGAAGUUGAAGAAACAACUGCAGCAGGAGGCGAGAGGCGCUGUGCGUGAACUAAGGAAAGAUAACCACUUCUUGUUUGAGGUGAAGGAACAGGAAAUGGCGCGAAUGCAGGAAGAGAAAACUGAGAUGUAUGGGAAAUACAGAGCUUUCCUUCAAGAACAGGAGCAUGCAUUUAAGUCUGGCCAGUUGGGUAAAAAUAGGAAGCGAAGGCGAUGAUGAUGGCCUCUGUUCUGGUAAUUUUCCUUUUUGGUUCGAAAACGUGGUACCCGACAGGUACUUGCUUCAUCCCAUCUGUACAGGUUCAUGGAUGAAGUUUUUGAUUUACUUCAAUUUGGAUCGAUGUUGUAGUUUAUGCUUUUACCAUGAAUCCCCCCUUUCUAACUAUAUUCACAUUAGAACUUAAUUCGUUCAAAAUACAAAUACUCAUUGUUCCAUGA
Messenger RNA from Salvia hispanica, 2785 nucleotides. Lineage: Eukaryota; Viridiplantae; Streptophyta; Magnoliopsida; Lamiales; Lamiaceae. The record is from RefSeq and is a predicted model, not a curated record.